UUUUGAGUUUGACAAGAGGGUAAGUCUCGUUUAGUUAGCGCAGAAUAUUCGUGGCUUAGCUGGCGCCGUCGUCAAUCGCUCAAGCUUUAGCUGCGAUGGCGCCCGGGGAGUGGCAUUGCCCCAAUCGGCCGACGACGCAAUUGUAGCAUUGCCGCCAUGGUUGGAGCUGUGCCGCCACUGGAUCCUUCGCGUCGACUGGCGCCGUGGUUCCCCCGGUAGGGUAAUUGGAUGCUGUGGAACGGAUCAGGGCGCGCGGUCGGCGAAUUCCGCCUGGCCAAGGCCAGCAUUGUUGGCAUGAGCCGCUAGGUAGGUAGCGAGGGCGUAGGGAUUUAAGUAAUCUUUGUGGAUCUGUUCGCGGCACUGGUGGCAGCGUUCUAGGGAUUUCUCAUCCAGAUCUACACGGAAGAACAGAAGGAAUGGCGCAGCAAUCUGGGCCGUCGUCGUCGAGAGUGAAGCUCAUGAUUUUUUUGCUUGCUCUGGCCCUGGGUAUGUACAUUGUUGGCCCGCCAUUGUAUUGGCAGCUCCAGGAAGGCGCUGCUUCCAGCGUCCAGGUGGAGUGCCCGGUUUGUAGCUGCGAUUGCUUGACUAGCAACUUGGUGACUGCUGCCGUGUCAAACUUGGGGAACCUCUCGCUUCUCGAUUGCAGCAGAGACGAUCCGGAGAUGAGAGAAGAACUGGACAAGAACCGCCUCGAGCUGCUUAACGAGGACCUCAAGCUCCAGGAGAUGGUGGCCGAGGAUGAUCGGCGGCGAGCGGAGAUGGCCCUGGUCGAUGCGAAGAAGCUCUCGUCUCAGUACCAAAAGGAGGCCGAGAAGUGCAAUAUAGGCAUGGAAACGAGCGAGGAAGCCAGGGAGAAGGCCGAGGCAGCACUCGGAGAAAUGAGAAAAGUAGCUGCCCUGUGGGAGGAAAGAGCGCGGCGACUGGGAUGGAAGGACAGCGGCGAUGGCGAAGCGAAUCCCAUGAGACGGCGAGCGCUCAAGUUUCGAUAGAGGUACUAGAAUGCUCUUCACAACUUUUUGGGUCAUGUUUCUUCUUUCCAGAACGUUUUUGGUUUCAUCCAGUAAUCGACUGGCAUUUUUCUCUCACAAAGAGAUUUUUCCGAGAGCUUGCGACGAAAGAUGGACCCCAAUCAAUCGCGUCCUAAUAAUCCCAGAGCGUUCGGCACAA
Selaginella moellendorffii is the source of this 1167-nucleotide messenger RNA. RefSeq lists its product as uncharacterized. The transcript is spliced from 3 exons. The record is from RefSeq and is a predicted model, not a curated record. NCBI's taxonomy places the organism in Eukaryota, Viridiplantae, Streptophyta, Lycopodiopsida, Selaginellales, Selaginellaceae. Bases 417 to 989 code for a protein of 190 amino acids.